Messenger RNA from Cadophora gregata, 1050 nucleotides. RefSeq lists its product as uncharacterized. NCBI's taxonomy places the organism in Eukaryota, Fungi, Ascomycota, Leotiomycetes, Helotiales, Ploettnerulaceae. Bases 1 to 1050 code for a protein of 349 amino acids. The record is from RefSeq and is a predicted model, not a curated record. The transcript is spliced from 4 exons.
AUGCAUUGGUCUACUCUUACUUUCGUGGCGCUCCUAGCCCACCAGGGCUCUGCCCAAAACAUGCUGCGUUUCGCAUGCUCCCAACUGGUCGUCGACCGAGUCGACCCUAUUGUCAAUCCAGGACAAGCGUACACCCCUCACUUGCACCAGAUCGUCGGCGGCAACUCCUUCAACAUCUCCAUGGAUCCCGUCUCACAUGAUCUGGUUUCACAGUCGACCUGCACGUCGUGUUCAUUCAGAGAAGAUUUGUCAAACUACUGGACUGCGGUGAUGUUUUUCAAGGCUAAGAAUGGCACGUAUAAGCGUGUGCCGCAGGUAGGUAAUGGUGGACCGCAGGGGAAGUUGGUUAAUAAGGGAGGGCUGGAUAUCUAUUAUAUCCCGAGUGGGAAGACGACUGCGUUUAAGCCUGGGUUCCGUAUGAUUGCAGGCAAGGCAACAAAUACAGAUGAGUCCAAGGUUGCCAAGUCCAAUAUCUGCCAUCGAUGCUGGACUUCAACGAACGAGGAUAACUUUGUUGGUGGAGCUCCAUGCACUGGUACCGACACAGUCGGUAUCCCCAUGGACACCAAGUGCAAGAUGAUCCGACAGACCAUCAUCUUCCCAACGUGCUGGGAUGGCAAGAAUCUCGACAGUCCCGACCAUCAAUCGCACGUUGCUUACGGGCAGGGAUCCGGUGCCAAUGGAGGCGGAUCAUGCCCUUCGACUCACCCGACCAAGCUCCCACAGAUCAUGUACGAGUUGAUGUGGAACGUCACCGAAUUCAUGGCAGACAAAAGCCAGUUCCCAGCUGACGGAUCUAAUCCAUUCAUGUACAGCAUGAACUUGGGAGGCGCCGCCGCCCACGGUGACUACGUCUUCGGAUGGAAGGGGCAGACCCUCCAACUUGCCAUGGACAAGAACUGCAACCUUGACAAGGACUGUUCUGCUGCUGGCAUCACCAAGCAGUCGGCUGACAAGUACAAUGCGUGCAAUCUCCCACAAGCAGCACCUGAGCAGGUUGAUGGAUGGCUUAAGGCUCUGCCGAUGGGAGGGGCUGCUAUCAAGGCAUAG